Molecule: messenger RNA, 1620 nt
Organism: Tricharina praecox
Lineage: Eukaryota; Fungi; Ascomycota; Pezizomycetes; Pezizales; Pyronemataceae
Exons: 4
Source: RefSeq, a predicted model, not a curated record
AUGCCACCCCCUGGAUUCGGUGGGCCCAAGCCUUUCGAUCCUCUUCCUCCUCCACCCCGCCCCCAGCCCAAGAAGGAGGCCCAGAAGAAGAAGGAGGGGAACAAGGGUGGAAACGUGUUCGAGACGGCAACCUCCAAGGCCACGACCCAGGUGGAGCCAACCAAGACCGUUAACCUCAAGGAGCAGAUCCGGCAGAAGGCCACUCCCUCGGUCAAUGCCGAGUUUGCCAACGACAAGAACGUCAACAAGGUCAUCAACGUCGAGCAGGGCGAGUCUGCCGUCGGGCCUGCUGGCAAGGGUGGUAUGAGUCAGGCCACUGGCGCGGCCGCUGCCAACGCUCUCUUCUUCCCCGGCGGCGUCAUGCCUAUGGGCAACGUCGACAUGGUGUUCCCCGACAUUGUGAUCAACAACGCCAACGACAUCAAUAACGCCAACGAGAAUCAGAAUCAAGUCGCCGCUGCCAACGAGAACGCGAACAUCAAUCCCAACAACGCCGCGAACCAGAACGCCAACCAGAACUUCAACGAGUUCACUGAGGUUAAGGAGUUCAAGGAAUUCAACGAACAGCAGUUCGCUGAGAACCACUUCAACUUCGAGGAGAAGAAGUUCUUCCUCAUCAACGCUGGUGCUGAGACGGUCGCUGUUCCUGUCACUAUUACCAAUACGGUGUUGCAUACCGAGGUCGUGGCCGGAGAGACUCACGUUGUUGAGGUUCCGGUCACUCGGACCAUCAUUCAGCAGGAGCAGGUCAUCUACCCUGCUGAGACGGUCUAUGAGCGCAUCCAGCUUCCUGGCGAGACCAUCAUUGAAGAAGUUCACCUGCCCGGUGAGACUUACCACCACACCGUCCAGCUCCCCGGCGAGACUAUCAUUCACGAAGUCGUGCACCCCACCCAGACAGUGAUCGAGGAGUACCACCACACCGUCCAGCUCCCGGGUCAGACCAUCGUCGAGCAGAUUCAGCUCCCCGGUACGACCGUGUAUGAGCAGGUUCAGCUCCCCGGUGCGACCAUUGUGGAGAAGGAGUACAUCUCUGAGAGGGUUGAGGUUCCCGUGACUAAGGUCGUUGAGGUCCUCCAAACUAUCACUGAGAAGGUCCCCGUUACCCACACUGUCAUCAAUGAGAUUCUUGUCUCCGGUGAGAUCGUUGAAGUCCCUGUCACACGCGUGGAGGAGAUAUACAUCUCUAAGGAGGUUGAGGUCCCCGUGACUCGUAUCGAGGAAGUUUACGUUUCCGAGAGGGUUGAGGUCCCAAUCACAAAAACCGAAGUCCACGAAAUCUUCAUCUCCGAGAAGGUCCCCGUCACAUACACGGUCACCGAGGAGAGAAUCAUUGCCGGACAGGUGGUCGAGGUCCCCGUCACCAGGGUGGAGGAGAUCUAUGUCUCCCAGAACGUGGAGGUCCCGGUCACUCUCCCUAUCACUCGCGAAGUCCUGCUCCCUGGCGUUGAAGUCCCAGUCUACCGCACUGCUAUUGAGCGCGUUGAGAUCCCGGUUCCUGUCCCACAACCCACUGAGGUCUUCGUCACCAAGGAGGUUGAGGUCGUCCGUGAGGUUGCCGGCGCUGCCGUUACCGUGACUGAGGCUGUUGAGUUUGCCGUCCCCGUCACUGUUGAGCGC